CGCGCCGCCGGAGUACGCCAAGGACGGGGACAUGACGCUGAAAUGCGACGUCUUCAGCUUCGGCGUCGUGCUGCUCGAGGUCGUCAGCGGCCGGAGGAACAGCGCCGAGCCAAGCCACCUCUCGCACGUAUGGAAGCUCUGGGAAGAGCACAGGAUCAUGGGCCUCCUCGACCCGGCGGUGCCGCGACCUUGCUCCGACUCCGACGCCGACCUCCUGUCCGAGCUGCGGAGGUGCAUCCAUAUCGGCCUCCUCUGCGUGCAGCGGUCGCCCGGCCACAGGCCGGCCAUGUCGGCAGCUCUCGCCACGCUGACCAGCAGGACCUCGCAGCUGGACCAGCCAAGGAGGCCCGUCCUCGAGUGUCGAACGACGAGGCCUCUUCUCGCCGGUGAAGCGACCGGCGGCGGCGCCAUCGUGGAGGACCCGCCUCGAGUGUCUAGCUGUUAG
Molecule: messenger RNA, 445 nt
Organism: Setaria italica (foxtail millet)
Lineage: Eukaryota; Viridiplantae; Streptophyta; Magnoliopsida; Poales; Poaceae
Product: putative receptor-like protein kinase At4g00960
Exons: 2
Coding region: 32-445 (137 amino acids)
Source: RefSeq, a predicted model, not a curated record